UGUGUGUGCGCGCUGCUGCCUUUAUGCAAUGUCUGUCUCUGUCUCUGUCUCUGUGUGUGUGUGUGUGCGGACCAAGACAGGACAGGACGCACACAUGACCGAUGGCUGGCUGGAUGGCUGGAAGGAAGGAAGCGAGCAACACAUGCAAUCAAACCAAGGGCGUGGCGUCCAUCAUGAAGCCCGUACCACACACAACACGCACACCCACACACACGUACAUUUGUUUCCCCGUGAGUGAUAAAUAACACACUGACAGACACAUCAAUCACAUCAGCUCUCAGUCGUCGCAAGGGCGAUGGAUGGAUGGAUGCCAGCUGACCUGACAGAGUCACCCACCCACCCACGGCCAGCCGGAGCUGACUGAUUGACAGCAAUCCCUCCACCCACACCCACACCAGCACUCACUCACCUCACCGACCCAUACAUACGUAACAUAACAUAAAGCAAAGAAAGCAAGCAACGAAAAAGCGGACCGACUGACUAACAGUAGGUGCUGGUGGGGCUGGGCUGUUUGAUAGAUACGUAUGUACAGACAGGACACGGCACGGCAUGGCACCCAUCGAUAUCCUCGGGAGGGAGGACACACAUCCAUCCAUCCAUCCAGGCAGGCAGGCAGGCACACCUGUGCCGUGCGUGUCUUUCUUUUGACAGAUCCUCUCUCUCGUUUGACACGAGGGAGGACGCGGGCCAGCAACACUCACACACAGAGAGAUCGAUGUCACAGACAGACAGACAGACAGACCUGCAUGCGGUACGGUGUGCCACCACCGCAGAAUCCCGCAGGACUUUUAACACAGAUCGGAUCGGCUUCUGUGUGUCACGAUGUGCAUCCGUCCAGCCGGCCACACUGACUGGCUGGCUGGGUCGUGUCGUCAAGUCCUGAUAGUCUGCAGCUCCAUCGCCGCCGACCUAUCCUCAAGCAACAACGCCUCGUCAACACGACUGGCCACAGACACAGACACAGGGAGACGACGCAUGCACUGCACGUGUCUCUGCCUGCCGUUUGUGCUGUGCCGUGCUGUGCUGUGCUGUGGUGGGCUGCGGUGUGUGGUUGGCUUAGCUACUUGUAGUGCCUUCUGGCCUUCAUGAAGAGCCACCACGCCGCCGCGGCCAAACCCACCACAAUAAAAACCCACAGCGCCAGAUUCAUCAAGAUGCAGUGGGCCAUCCGCGCAAGGCUCCCCGGCUCCAGAUAGUCCUUCUCAACGGGACAAGUCGCAUCCGCCGGCAGCACCGACGCCGCCGACCGCACGAAGCCCAUGCGGUUGUGGUGCGGGUCGGUGAGAUCGAAAAUGACGUAGUAGGAGCGGAGGAAGGUCAUGCCGAGGAUGACGGCCACUGGGAGGGACUCGCCCCGCUCGAUGCCCAGCACACCCGUGCAGAAGCCGAAGGGGCGGCGGAUCUCUAUCACAUACUCUUCGGGGGCCACACACAGGGGGAAGGGAUUGCCUGAACCAACCAACCAACGAACGAAUGGACCAGAUAGACGUGACGAGGGGCUUGCAAAGGGAUCGGCGUUUCCAUCCUUCUGACUGACAUGUUGCGUACAUACCUGCUUGGUCGAUGAUCUCCAGCCUUAGCCGAGGGUAUGGUUCAGAAAACCACCCCAUGCGAGACGGACACUUGCAGUACUGACCGAUCGACCGACCGACCAUAUACGCACGGUGGACGCCAUGCACCGCACCGCACAGUCACACCAAACACACACCCAACUGACUGUUGGUUGUAUCAUUAAUGUCUGUGCGGUGCGUCCCUCGCUGUGCUGUGGCUGGCUUAUGUAGAUAGAUCCAUACCAUCUCUAGUUGGUCGGUCAUUCUGUUUCUCCUCGGUGUGCACAGCCGUUUGGCCAUCAGCUGCUCUGCUAACCUGGCGGUCGUACCAUACACACACACCAACUAUAUAUGGUGUCGUCGGCUGGGCUGCCGUGUCCUACCCCACCCACGUACCUGACUACCUACCUACCUGUCGAAUAUGCGAUGCUUCAUGACGAUGAGGGACGUGCCUGCAGUGAGACAUCACGCACACACGUGGGUACGAUGUGGGUUGAUGUGUGUGUGGACAGGACAGGUAGGUCUGUCUACUCUACCUGAGUCGAUGAGUGCUGGCACCCUGUGUGGUUCGUCGCGGAAACUCACCUCCUCACCACUGCCACUCAAUGCUGCACAGCACAGCACACCACAGCACAUACAUACACCACACCGGAGACUCCAAGACAGCACAUCCGAAUAAGAAACGCGCGCGCUCGUGUGUGCGUGCCGCCGGCUGAGCUGACCGAUUCCGUUGAUAGUUGCGUGCCACCCCCUCUUCAUGCGCAUCCAGUAGGGGUCGCUGAAGGUCACGCCGGCCAGCAUGGACGAAUUAGACGAACUCGCGCUGGGCGGAAGAGGCGACGGCCUCUUGGCGUGCUGAUCCAACACUGCAGAUAUGAUGGAUGGGUGGCAGAGACACACACACAUGGAAAGGAUAGCAAACAAAGGUGAGGUGGGUGAAGAUCGCAACGAUUGAUUGAUCGUCACUUGCACUGAUUGCACUGAUUGCACUGACAUGGGUCUCCGAAGGUGAGUGCCGAUCCGUGUGCGUCGGGUGUGAGGUAGAAGCUGAAGUGCCGCGGCAUCGAUGGGUUCUCGCGGAACAAAGACCGGAUGAACGUCGACGCGUUACGCAGAUGACGCUCCAUGUCGGUGUAAUGCGACAAACCUGCACACACACACAGACACACACACACACACACACAGAGGUAGAGAGUGGGAAAGACAUCCACACAUAGCUAACGUGUAAGAAGAUAUCUAUCAGUGCGGGGCGGGGCGGGCAAGCUGGGAGGCUUACUUACCGAGUAUGCCGUCGGACAUCAUGAUUGCCUGUGGUGACUCGUAGUCGGUGACCUCGAGCAUGAACUGCCUCUCGACCGUCACGUUGCCUCCAUCCACACCCACUAUCGCAAGACGGUCCAGCAGCGUCCGGCCCUCGACUGCAGCAAGAGACCAACAUAUCCACCACACAAGCAAGGAAGGAACGAAGCCCUAAUGACACGGUCAGUCCUCUCUCCUCUCUCACUGCAGUGCACUGCCUGACUUGAAGUGAGAUCUCCGUAUUUUUCGCUCUUGAUCUGCCCCAGCCACAGGGCCGUCGAUGACGCAUCCACAUCAUAACGCUGCAUGGCAUGGUGGCAUGGUGGCAUGCCGUCCAUCCAUCCACACCACAGACAGACACGACACACCGUCGAGUUGAUGUGAUCCAUGGCAUGCCCUCCCUCACUGUGAAUGAGUGAGUGUGAGUGCCAUUUGUGCACUCACGUGUGCGCCUUCAGUGCAUGUAGAGCAGCGGACACUCGGAAUCCUAACACACAUACACACACAAACACACACACAGAAGCACAGCAGAGAGAGGCUCACAGAAAGGAAUUAAUGAACAGACAGGCAGGUGUUCGUCAGGCAUGUGUGUGGAUUCCUCUCUCCGUGCCUCCCUCACCAGACAUCCGCACUGCCUGUGUCAGGGAUCAUGGUGAAGUUUUGCUCGUAGUUCAGCCUCGACUUGCCUAUCUGCACCUCGAGCAAAUACUGAGUCUCCUGAUCGAUGUUACAUACAUAUCAAGACCAGGAGAAAGACAGACAGACAAUGUGGUCUUCACGGGAGUCGCCAUUGGCCAAUGAUGUGGCGUACCUGGACGUUCUUGAGAGCGGCGGAUGUGCCCGUCAGCCGUCUGCCGUGCCUGUCACUCCUCGGGUCUCUCGCGCGCCUCACCAUGGGCACUCUGAUCGAUUUGACGCCGCCUGACGCCCAGCAGAGAGCGUCGAGGCCCAACACAAAUAUCAGGACGCCACAAGUCACUGCCGUCAUUGUUAAGGAGCCACGCGUCAU
Molecule: messenger RNA, 3858 nt
Organism: Vitrella brassicaformis
Lineage: Eukaryota; Vitrellaceae
Source: the annotation of a GenBank genome assembly